Messenger RNA from Pogona vitticeps (central bearded dragon), 520 nucleotides. It is a transcript of the gene TIMM10, whose product is annotated as translocase of inner mitochondrial membrane 10. Gene Ontology annotation, cellular component: mitochondrial inner membrane. The record is from RefSeq and is a predicted model, not a curated record. Gene Ontology annotation, biological process: protein insertion into mitochondrial inner membrane. Lineage: Eukaryota; Metazoa; Chordata; Lepidosauria; Squamata; Agamidae.
CUAUGGUAUCGAGGAAGGGAGUGAAGCGAAAGGCUUUCUGGCGGAAGUGUCUUUCCCUCGUGUUUCCGGUUGAUCGCUGGGUCUGAAGCAGUUUCAAGAGCAACUGUCUGAGGGGUGAUGGAUCCUCUGCGGGCUCAGCAACUGGCAGCUGAACUGGAAGUGGAGAUGAUGGCUGAUAUGUACAACAGGAUGACCAACGCCUGCCAUCGCAAAUGUGUUCCCCCACAUUACAAAGAGGCUGAACUGUCGAAAGGGGAGUCUGUGUGCCUGGAUCGUUGCGUCUCCAAGUAUCUGGACAUCCACGAGCGCAUGGGCAAGAAACUGACUGAGCUCUCAAUGCAGGAUGAGGAGUUGAUGAAGAGGAUGCAACAAGGAGCUGGGCCAGCAUAAAAUACCUGCUUUUGAUAAUGGACAGGAUGCCCCUUCCCCCCUCUCUGGUCCCCACCGCCACCAAUAAUCGCAGUGCCUGGCCUCAGGGUUGAUCCUUUAUUUUGCCAAUAAAACUUAAAAUGUUCUGUUA